Molecule: messenger RNA, 1119 nt
Organism: Eriocheir sinensis (Chinese mitten crab)
Lineage: Eukaryota; Metazoa; Arthropoda; Malacostraca; Decapoda; Varunidae
Product: NFU1 iron-sulfur cluster scaffold homolog, mitochondrial-like
Exons: 8
Coding region: 4-924 (306 amino acids)
Biological process (GO): iron-sulfur cluster assembly
Cellular component (GO): mitochondrion
Molecular function (GO): iron-sulfur cluster binding; iron ion binding
Source: RefSeq, a predicted model, not a curated record
GUGAUGAGGAUGAAUCUAAAGCCACAUGUGACAUCAAGAUCAAGUUCAACCUCCAGCAUCAACAGUCAACAGGGCCGCCUUGCUCCUCUCAUUAUGGCCCUGUCGUGGUGCUCCUCCGUCCGGCGCCUUCACCGCCUUCGCCAGCUAUCCUUAAGUUCUACAUCUCACUGCGGCAAAGAGUAUCACACACACCAUGGUGGACUUGGUGCAGAGAGGCAGUGCUUCACACACAAACCUUUACUGUCUGUCAGGAACCCGCAGCUGUUUGUCCCCUCACGUUCCAUGUUCAUCAAGGUUCAAGAAACACCAAACCCAAACUCCUUGAAAUUCCUGCCUGGCGUCCCGGUGCUGGACUCUGGGACGGCUGACUUCCCUAACCUCAGUGCAGCUCAGAAAUCUCCCUUAGCCAAGCUGUUGUUCAGGAUUGAAGGAGUUCGAGGAGUGUUUCUGACCUCUGACUUUAUUACCAUUACCAAGGAGGAGGAAGAAGCGGAGUGGAGAACCAUCAAGCCAGAAGCCUUUGCUGUCAUCAUGGAUUUCUUUGCCUCUGGGCUUCCUGUGGUCCAUGGGGGCGACGAGGCACACAGUGAACAUGCCCAUUGUGAGGAUGAAGACGAUGAGACAACUGCCAUGAUCACGGAGCUCUUGGACACACGGAUCCGACCGACAGUGCAGGAGGACGGAGGCGAUAUUCUGUUCAGAGGGUUCAAGGAUGGAAUUGUCUAUCUUAAGAUGAUGGGGUCCUGCACCAACUGCCCUUCUUCAGUUGUUACGUUGAAAAGUGGCGUUCAAAAUAUGCUUCAGUUUUAUAUCCCCGAGGUCGUGGAAGUGGUGGAGGUUAAGGAUGAGGCGGACAAUCUAGUCGAAGAUGAAUUCCAGAAAUUAGAGGAGGAAUUAAACUCAAAACAAAACAAAACAAAGUGAAGCACAAACAGCCGUCAGCAGCUGCUGGAGCAAGUCGGCCAAGCCUUUGCUCUGGUGCAACCCAGCCGAACAAGGGACACUGCUCACUCCUGUUAAAACAAGGAUAUAUCUGUAUAUUUUUAAAGAGUUGCAUACGUGAAUAAAUGCAACUGAUUGUAAUCACUGUUAAGUAGAAUAAAAUAAUUAUUAUUAUAA